Messenger RNA from Penicillium soppii, 282 nucleotides. Its product is annotated as nonribosomal peptide synthase. Gene Ontology annotation, biological process: secondary metabolite biosynthetic process; amino acid activation for nonribosomal peptide biosynthetic process. Gene Ontology annotation, cellular component: cytoplasm. The record is from RefSeq and is a predicted model, not a curated record. Bases 1 to 282 code for a protein of 93 amino acids. The transcript has a single exon. Lineage: Eukaryota; Fungi; Ascomycota; Eurotiomycetes; Eurotiales; Aspergillaceae. Gene Ontology annotation, molecular function: phosphopantetheine binding; catalytic activity.
AUGGCUACGCUUGCGAAGGUUGCAUGGGUGCACAUUUUGUCGCAGACCGCAGGUCAUCAGGAUGUCACUUUUACGCAAACAGUCAAUGGCCGGGGUCACUCGUUGAAGGAUGCGGAUCGCAUCCUGGGGCCAUGUCUGAAUUAUAUCCCGGUUCGCGUCCAGGUUCAAUCCUCCACCUUAAGGGUGCGAGAUCUACUCGAGAAGGCCCAGAAUCAGCAUACGCAAAGUCUCCGUUAUGAAUCGAUUGAGUGCUCGGAUUUGGGCCAGCACAGCACCUGUUAA